CCUCGCCUUAAGUAUUCCCCUCAGCGUUGAGCCUUUGCUUCGAAUCGCGGAAAACCUGCAAUAGUAUUUGGCAAAAUUAUCUUGUUGCUCAAAGAUCGGCUGUUUCCGAUAGGAAGAAAUUAUGGCUCCGCGCAGGAGAAGCUCCGUGGUCAAGACCACGCAGGUUGCCCAUUCCACGAUUGACGCGGCGAGAGCAGCAAGCAAAACUGAAGAAUCACAAUUGCGCCGGGUCCCCUCUCCGGUGCGAUUUUUGUUGGUGGUCUUCAACAGCUUGCUCUUGAGCUCCGUUCUCUUCACCAUGACAUCCAGUGUCACGCUGGGGGAGUUGGGUCGUGUGAGCAAGCACCUGGAGGCAUGGUGGGAGGUGGGUGGGUUGAUGUUAUGGAAGGCCGUUGAAGUGGGAUUGGCUUGGGUUCUUGGAUUUGACGGCCGUGACGUCUUGUCGUUCACUUUCCUCACUCAUCUGCCGACCUACUCUCUAUUGUGGUCCUUCUAUGGCAUCCGACCAACCACCAUUCUGGCAUCGUAUGGCAUCACUCUAAUUUCCACGGCGAUUCCCUUCAUUCUUCUCCGCCGCCCCUCCUCCGUCCACAAUCUCCGGCAAACCGCGUCGGACGCAGUUCCCAACCGCUCCAUCCUGCAAGAUCGCCCAACGGCCCUCUACACUUCCGUCGCAGCAACAGCCGUCUACUCCGUGGCGCUGUACUUGAGCUAUGCGACCUGGCUCCCAGCUUAUCUGGUCGUGCAUUUCGAGAAUAUCCCGGACAUCAGACUCGCUAACGCCGGCCCCGCCGGUCUCCCGAUUCUAUUUCUCACCCUCCUCCCCGCCGGCUGGGCCGCUCGGGAUUUCCUUUUCGUCAGCUCCACCGGUGCUUCGAGCUCGGACGCCAGCGUGAAGCCGAAAUCUGCAAACGAGGGCGAGUACCUUGUAUGCGGGAUUUACCGUAAAACGUGGGGAACAUUGCCCGCUAAGACAAGGGUUCUUGUUUCGCGCACAGCGCUUCUGGCUAGCAUGGUGGUGCUCAACACCGUCUUCCAGGUUGCGGGGACCGUACGGGGGGUUGAUGUCCCUGGUGCCACGAUGUGGGGUGUCAUCUGGGGUGUUGCGACUGUCGCUGUUGGAGGCAUUUUCGGUUGGAUUGAGGCCGUGGAUGGUGUAUGAUGGGUGGAUCGGGAUGAAUAGAUGCCUGUUAGAGGACGGAGUUGAGUCUUGACUUUCUUUGUCAUGCUAUUCCAUUCGAUUGUGUCGGGGUCAACUCACGUAUCACUUUUUCGUGCUAGGUGUUAGGUUGGUGAAUUUGUGAUGACUAUGAGUGCUUUUGUAUCUCUGAGCGUGUUGUGCCUUGAUGGUUUGAGUUUGUUUCCGUUCGGUUAUCUUCUACUGGAUCUCGUCGCUAGCUCGAAUUCAUGGAACUUCUGUCCAAUUAUGGUCUAUCAUUACUCGUGAG
Messenger RNA from Aspergillus novofumigatus IBT 16806, 1448 nucleotides. RefSeq lists its product as uncharacterized. The transcript is spliced from 2 exons. Bases 122 to 1162 code for a protein of 346 amino acids. The record is from RefSeq and is a predicted model, not a curated record. NCBI's taxonomy places the organism in Eukaryota, Fungi, Ascomycota, Eurotiomycetes, Eurotiales, Aspergillaceae.